Molecule: messenger RNA, 1635 nt
Organism: Bursaphelenchus xylophilus (pine wood nematode)
Lineage: Eukaryota; Metazoa; Nematoda; Chromadorea; Rhabditida; Aphelenchoididae
Source: the annotation of a GenBank genome assembly
AUGAUAUUGCUCCUAAUCUACGCCGCAAUUCUUUGGUCCGCCAUCUACUACACGGUCAGAUACUUUAGAGAACUGCAGUUGAUAGAUGGGGCCUAUAAAAAAGCCGUUCUAAUCACUGGCUGCGACUCCGGAUUUGGCAAUGGCUUAGCCAAAAGAUGUAUGGAACAUGGGAUGACUGUCUUCGCUAGCUGUACCACAGAUGAGGUAAGCGAAAAAACUUCCUGGUCAAUUUAUGCAUCUUCUAGGGCCGAAAACUGCUCACUGAAGAAUGCAGAAGCAUGAACGGCCAACUUCACGCUUUCCUUAUGGACGUCACUAGCGAUGAGGACGUUGAAAAGACUCGGCAAUUCAUUGAGGACACUGUUGGCCCGGCUGGACUACAUGCCAUUGUCAACAAUGCAGGGAUUGCUGGAGAAUUCGUUUGGGAUGAGUGGCAACCGGUGGAACACUAUCGAAAAUUGUUUGAAGUUGACACUUUGGGAGUAAUCAGAGUCACUCAUAAGUUUAGAAACAUGCUAAAGAAGAGCCGGUAAGAAUCUGGAACGUCAACAUUUUUUUUCUGAAAGUCAGCUUUUGGGCUGCUGUUGGCACAGAAGUUGUUGACGUUUUUGCACUACUCUAUAUUUGUGUUCCCAAAAUUCGACACAAUUUAAGACACAAUUUACAUCUCUUUUGUGAUAACCUGAUAACCCUUUCCCCAUUUCAGAGGCCGAAUUGUCAAUGUGACCAGCAGCUUUUCGGUCUGCGCCCCAGCCCAGAUCGGGCCCUAUGCAGUCGCGAAAUACGGUGUGGAAGCGUUUUCGGACACUAUCAGGUAAUUUGAAGUGAGAGUAAAAGUGUUUCGACUCUUAGACGCGAAUAUGCAAUUCAUGGGAUCUCUGUGCACAUUGUUGAACCCGGAUUCUUAAGAACGCCAAUGAAUGUGGUGGAAAACGGAUUGAGAAACAUUCAAAGAGCUUGGGACAGACAGCCGGAGGAAGUGAAGAGGGAUUUUGGGGAAGAAUUCUUCAAAUACAGUAAGUUCGAGGUUGGCUAUGUACUGUGUGGAAGCACACAGUAAUUGGAACAUCUCUUUGCUGGCUCAAAAAAGCAUUUUAAAACCUACAGUAAAGCAAGGUCAUUUUUUUCAAAACCACUUGAUGUCGCUCGCUAGCUUUUAACAAAGCAGCAAAACAAAACCUACAGUAACUUCGCGGACACUUUGGAAGACUGCUCAAAGCACCGUGACUACCGCGAUUCCGCGAUUAAAACCGCUACUUUUUCGGUUUUUGAGUUAACUGCGAAUUCCUGUUUAAUGCAGCGUCUCUACAAAAAUUCGUAACGCAUUCCUUUCAUCUACCGCCCACAGUAACCUAAGAUAAUUCCACCCCCACAAGCAUAACUUUUUCAGCCCAGGACACAACCCGAAUCCGCUAUGGAUUCGGAUCUGACCCGAAGAUUGUUGUUGACGCCUAUUUCCACGCCUUGACUGCCAAGCAUCCCAGGACCCGUUAUCGGCCGGGAAUUGAUGCUAAACUCUUUUACAUUCCUUCAGCUCAUCUACCAACGCUCCUCCAAGAUUGGUGGUUCCAAAUGCAUCCUGCUUACAGAGUGAUGACUCCCAAGGAAUGCAAGAAAAAAUACUCCGCAUUUUAA